UGUGUGUGUGUGUGUGUGUGUGUGUGUGUGUGUGUGUGUGUGUGUGUGUGUGUGUGUGUGUGUGUUUCAAACAGUCUGCGUCACUAUGAUCAGGUUAGUUUCCUGACCUCAAGUGAGCUUUAAUUUUUCCCCACGCAGGCUAUUGGAAUCCAAGGACUAGGGGAGAGAUCGACGCAAAAAACAACCCUGCGCUUCACUUGGAACUGACUUCGCAGUAACAAUGGCAACCCUGGUUACUACACACUCACAUUCUUGGAUGGAGACAAGAGCACUGAGAAAAAUGUCACCGAUACUGAAAUCAAAGUAUGUCAAAGGUCUUACCCACUGACGCACAAACGCAAACUCCUCGCGUGAUUACAGAACCACAUUGUGAAACGUUUCGGCGUCUCAGCUCGACUCUUACUAGGCGUCACUGGCAAUUGCUAAAGUGAUUUUGAUUCUAAUGAUAGUCUAACAAGAAUUUUGUACUACUGAUGAACAAAAGACCCAUGAAAACCCGGCGUAUUAUCUCUAUGGCUUUUGAAAACAGUCUUUAUGAGAAACCAAACGCAUUUCAGAAAAGGGACCUUGACAUGCCUGGCGGUGCAAGAUCUACAGGCUAAAUAUCUGUGUUCAGAAACGCUUUUGCUCUCUCACCACGACUAUUCUCAAAAGUCACAGAGAUGAUUUGCUUGAUUCAAAAGAGAGAGAAAGAAUAAAUAAAUAGAUAAAAAUCGGCCUUAAAAACUCACGUAACUUCACCUAUAUACAGCCUUUUGAAUGUAGCGGAGGUGUGGCGCAGAAGUGUCUCAUAAUAUUGCCCUUAACUUCACCUCUUCUCCCGCCGCAGUUUGCUCACCUGACUCCAGGCAAAAAGUACACGUUAGAGGGGAAGGAGUGCUUUACAACAGUGCACUGUGACAUACUGACGACACUUGAAGAAUGGACGGAACCAGAGAAGCCACGAGUGCUGGAAAAGACAGAACUCCAGACAACAACAAGACAUCACCAUCACCAUCCAGCUGCCCGUCCUGCAGAACCCUCCAGGAAUGCACUGGAUAUUGUUGAGGAAAUACAGCGGCGGCGGCGACGAACAUCACACAAGGAAGCAAGACACUGAGGAGAAAGCACUGGUAAUGGUUCGCACGGAAAGGGAGAAGGAAAGGAAGGAGGCGCAGGCAAAGAGGAGGAAUAGUCGUUCCGCUGAUCCAGGCCAAAACGAUCACUCGUUGCGAAUUGUGGCAAAGAUCGAAGUGGUGGAGGACAAGGACCCCGAGGAGUUAGUGGUGGUGGGAGGCGACUGGCAUGGAGGGAAGGGUCUGGAAAGCGACACUGAGUACAUUGUGUUCAUAGUGACGGAGACCAGGGCAGGUCCCUACAGUGAAUACUUCUCGUGCAAACCAAGGAUUAUGAGGACAGCGAAUCGCCCUAAAGAGCCCGCUACUUAGGGGGUGACCGUGGCCCUGUGUUCUGCUGCGCUGUUCCUCAUUUGCUUCAUUGCACCACUGCUGAUCUCUUGUUCUAACACAGGAAGCAGCUUCCGUAGAAGAGUCGUUGUAACCCAGUCAACAAGGAAGGUAAGGCAUGAAGACAGGAAUCAUGCGGACCAUAACUAAGGCCAGCAUUCAGAGACCCUUUGUUCUCUCACCACAGCGACUGAGGUACUGUCAAAGACGACUACGAUAUGUUAAGACAAGUAGAAUCAACCUUCCAGAUACUAUAUAAUGGUUUAGGGAAUAGACCUCUGUAUUAGAUAGCUAGUAUACUCAAUAAUUUUGCUCUGUAUUGAUAUCUCUGUUUCCUUAUUCUUGAAAUAAUUAAUAAAAUGCUCAGCAAGCAAUAUUCUCUGUUGACCGUCGUAGCAAACAGUGUUGUGGUGAUUCUUUGCUCGAUGGAUUCUGUUACUACGAAACCGAGUCUUUUGUGUUGAUUCGAGUCUGUACUGGUGAUAGGCACCAA
Messenger RNA from Scylla paramamosain (green mud crab), 1938 nucleotides. RefSeq lists its product as uncharacterized. Bases 1029 to 1427 code for a protein of 132 amino acids. Lineage: Eukaryota; Metazoa; Arthropoda; Malacostraca; Decapoda; Portunidae. The transcript has 5 exons. The record is from RefSeq and is a predicted model, not a curated record.